Messenger RNA from Hylaeus anthracinus, 4257 nucleotides. It is a transcript of the gene gem, whose product is annotated as transcription factor CP2. Gene Ontology annotation, cellular component: nucleus. Lineage: Eukaryota; Metazoa; Arthropoda; Insecta; Hymenoptera; Colletidae. Gene Ontology annotation, molecular function: DNA-binding transcription activator activity, RNA polymerase II-specific; RNA polymerase II cis-regulatory region sequence-specific DNA binding. Gene Ontology annotation, biological process: regulation of transcription by RNA polymerase II. The coding region runs from base 986 to 2701 and encodes 571 amino acids. The transcript is spliced from 9 exons. The record is from RefSeq and is a predicted model, not a curated record.
CGUCAGUUGUUUAAUGUCAGUUGCCCGAUUCGCAGAUCGGUCGUUCGAAAGACGUGAUUCCAUGGCGGUUGUAUGCGAUGCCCAUUCAACGUGACGUAGCACGCAUCUUCCGAAUCGAUUCGAACGUUGCGAGACGAGUAACGGAGAGCAAACUCGCCCGUGUGAAAAUACAAAAGAGAUUCGUGAACGAGAGCUAUCGAUGAUCGUGUCUCGAUCGUGUUCAAAGCGUGCCCAUGCUCACGUGUUCGUUAUUUCCUCUGUACGACGUAGGCUGAUCUUAGCUAACCGUUAAUUUUUAUUUUGAUCUAUUCGAUAUAUCGAUGAGUUUAAAUGAAUUUGUCGAAACUCUCACCCUGGUGUAACCCUUGAAAUAGAGUUAAGAAAAAUAACGAUUAUAGCGAGACUCUACAGUAGGUUCUCCAUCCCGAAUCCACACAGUGCCUCGAGAAAUAGUCGACACGCGAGGAGCGGGUGUUCCUUCUGCUGCAAAUGAUAGCCAGGGAACGCGAACUAUUUUUAAGUGUUUUGGCAAUUAGAUCUAUAUUUACGUGAUCCGGGGCUUCGUUUGUUGCCGGGAAUCGGUUUUGUGCAAUCCGGUGCAUGGACUACCGAAUCGAUCGUAUGGAAAUUCGGACGCGAGUUCGAGAAAUAGUCAAACAGUCUCGCGCUUUUAACAAACGUCCUCCAAAACGGAUUCCACGCGAAGAAAAUGAAAACGCACGCAGCUUCGCGUCCCGAAAGCCGCGCGCGUAAUGGAUAAAUUGUCUCUCUGGAUCUCAACAGUGCAGAAAUUGCUGCCAAUUAGGAACGUCGGUGCCACGUGCUACCUACGCGCUCGCAACCGCGUUAAAUUUUCGUCAAAUAGGUGAACCGCCGUUUCGCGAGUCCCUCGUGACUUCGAUCGACCAUCCUUUUGCGCGACCGGACGAUUUUUCUUAAGUCUGAUUCCCACGGCGCGUUAAGAGUGCGUUCGUCUAAAGUAGCGAUGAGAACUCCCUCGGAUUUAAUCAUCUCACCGUCGGUGUUCCUUAACUUGUACUUGAACCACGUGUCACACAGAACUAUCAAUUCAGUGCCAGCGAACAACUCGAACGGCACCGUCGAGGCUGACAGUAACAAUAAUGGUCAAACGGCAGCCAGUCUUCAUCAGUUACUUUACUCGUCCAACGAGGAGUACCCUCCAACAUCGUCCUCGGGGAAUCACGUUUCCUCUUCUCAGCAGGGAAACGAACACAAUGAGGACUGCCGCUUUCAGUACGUCCUCGCAGCGGCCACGAGCAUCGCAACGAAAGUCAACGAGGAGACGCUCACGUACCUGAACCAGGGACAAUCGUACGAGAUAAAACUGAAGAAACUGGGCGAUCUGUCCGCGUAUCGCGAGAAAAUUUUGAAGGGAUAUCCGACCUUUUUGUUUCAGUCGACGAUACGCAUAUGCUUCCACGAGAGGCGACUUCAGUACACGGAACGGGAGCAGAUGCUCGCUUGGCAACGCGCAAGACCCGGUGAAAGAUUACUGGAGGUUGAUGUGCCACUCAGCUACGGUAUGGUGGAAGUUUGUCAACCAUCUCCGUCGAAUAACAGCGUGGAAUUCAUGUGGGAUCCUACCAAGGAAGUUGGCGCUUACAUAAAGGUGAACUGCAUCAGCACCGAAUUCACGCCAAAAAAGCACGGUGGAGAAAAAGGCGUGCCGUUUCGAAUCCAAGUGGAGACACGGCUACCAGGUGGGCCCCGUCUGCAUGCCGCUUCUUGCCAAGUGAAAGUCUUCAAGUUAAAGGGAGCCGAUCGCAAGCAUAAACAAGAUCGGGACAAAAUUUUGCGACGACCGCCGCACGAGCAGGACAAAUACCAGCCAAGCUACGAUUGCACGGUUCUCUCCGACAUUCCUCUAGAGUCUUUAUCGUCGUCCAACCUAAUAGCCCAAAACGGAGAAAGUCCUUAUGCUUCAACGGAGGCAGUAUCACCCCAAUCCCGCUCGACCAUAAGUGGCAGUACUUCGCCCGUGGUUGCGCCAUUGGCACUGUCGGUUUCCAAUCCUUGUAUCGUACCACUGGUCCCUGCCUCGGACGCCACCAAGGAAAACGUGGGAACGGCACCGGCUCUGCCAUCGCCUGCGGCGAUUCUACCAGACCAGUCCUGCAUCAAAGCAGAAGUUAGUUUGCCCGCAAAGAAUUUAGACCACCCGAGGCAACUAGUACCGGUAUCAUCGUGCCUGGCUCCAUUGUCACCUGAUGCGAACGCAGCCCAAACAAACACGUGGCUUCGUGCAGGUCGUUUCAGUGCCUUCGAGUCCACGUUCGCGAGCUUCUCGGCUUCGGAUAUCUUGCGACUCUCUCGAGACGACUUGAUCCAAAUCUGCGGGCUGGUGGACGGUAUCAGACUGUUCAACGCGCUGCACUCGAAAGCACCGACCCCAAAACUCACUCUGUAUUUCUCGUUGGAAGACAAUGGUUCCCUUUGGAGGGUUGCCUACUUGGACAGUUUGAGCAGCAGCGCCUUGAUGAACAAGCUGCUGAACACCCUGAAUUUACCUCACGAUCGACUGCAUUCUGUACUCUUCCUUGGCCCGCAGGGUAUCCAUGUUUUGGUUACCGAUGAAUUGGUAGCGAACAUGAAAGACGAAAGCAUGUACUUCGUUGAGACUAUCAAAGAUAACGCGAGCGAACGAUACAAGCUACUUCUGAAGCCGUCGUCGCGUCCCUAAAGUGCACAUCGAUUAAUAAAUUAAUAACAAAACUGGGUAAUAGCGAUCUUCCAUGUGUCCUACAUUGCCAAAUGCAUCUGUGAUUCGACGGGAAAUUAUAACGUAGAGAAGCAUUAAAAUGUUUACUACGUAAAUGUAAAUUUUCCAGAGUUCUAUCCUUUUUCAAUGCGUCAAUUACGAUGAAAAUUAUAGACGGAUUUUUGGAGUCGAUUUUGGAGUUAUUUCCUGAUAAAGGAACAGAACAGUGUAGGUGACAAUAUCUUUAAUUCUUAGCUAAUGGUAGACGACUACGCGAUCCUUUAAAGAUAAACGAUUCUUCGAAAGAAGACGAUAAUAUAAGUUCCUCGAAGAUGAGGACUUGUUUGCAAACGAAAAGAAAUCGAUUUUUACUGUAUAUUUAAUACUCAUUAGAAGGUUUCAGUAUAAUUGUAUCUCGAACGAUAUCUAUAUUUUUGACGCUUAAUAAGUGAGGUAUUUUCACCGUUACAAAAAUACAUACGUACAUAUAACGUGCAUAUAUUUCCUUCCGAUUUUUUUUCGUAGCUUAUAAGGAGAUCGUUUUUAGUUUGAAGUAUAUUUAGAGAAUAUCUAAGUCGCGGCAACAUCCGCUGUUACUCAAUCUUUGUGCCACGAGAGAAUUUGCAAAUCUAGUUUGCGAAAUGUUGUUGUUGUUACGAUUAUUCAUCAGCAACGAAUCUGUUGUAAUUAGAAAUUUACAGACGUCAACUGGAGCGUUAGUCGACGACGCUGCUGAUGAGUAUGAUCUCUAUUUACACAAAGUGUAAUAUUUUUUAUUUCUAUAAAUUACAACGAUGUUAUAUAGUCCUGUAAGUCUGAAAAAAGAAAACGGAAAGUGUGCAUCACCGAUAGGAAAAAAAAAAGUACGGUACCGAUGGUUCUGUUCUUCGAGAUUAAAAAGAGCGUCCGUAGAAGAAAAUACAAGUGCCUUUUCCGUUAUUAGCCAAACGUUAGAACUGUAAAAAUAACAAAGAGAUUAUCACGUCGAAAAAAAAUGAUGAAAAUGUUUAUUCUGUUUCGUAGUACAAAUUGAAAAGGAAACGAACAAUUUUCCUUGAAUGCUUCGAGGGUCUGGGAAAAAAAACGCAUGAAGUAUUAUAAACUAUUUAUCAAACGCUAAAUCGUAAGUGUAAUGGAAUUCUUGCGAAGAUACGAACGGAUACGAAUCCACGAAACGCGACAAGUGUUUAUGGUACUGCUACCGACAGUUUUCUUUUUUUUUUUUCUCUCAUUUUUUCUAUAUUUUAUCUACGAUCGAACUGCAGCGGUGUAUCAAACAUGCUCGAUGCGACGUAUAACACGUAUCCGUUUGCAUCGUAAGUGACCUCGAAUGUACCGUGUAGCAAUUGAGAAGGCUUUACGCGUUAUUCGAAAGAACUGUCUAACAUUAGUGUACUUUAAGGUGUACUCCGCCGUGACACACGGGGAAAUUCGAGCGCAAAUUGGUAAACUGCAUGCGGUAUAGUCCAUUAGGAAUUUCCACCCAUGUCAUGUAUAUCACAGAACGGCACAAUAAAUAAUUCUCUGAUGCCAAAUUA